Molecule: messenger RNA, 609 nt
Organism: Symbiodinium necroappetens
Lineage: Eukaryota; Dinophyceae; Suessiales; Symbiodiniaceae
Source: the annotation of a GenBank genome assembly
AUGUUGUCCGGACAAAGGAACCGAAACUGCUCGAGCAACAUUCACCCUGCAGAGCAGAUGGAGCAGCUUGUUGUUUUGCCUCCUGGCUUCGACAAGUCUGACCCCUUUGGGCAGAAGAAGUCGACACUUUUUGCCGGGACUUUCCGACCGGAGCGCAGCCGGUCGGUGAAGUUGGCUGCUGAAAAUUCUUUGAAACACGGUCCGGCGAGCGCAGCUGCCGGCGAGGCGGCCCAAGUUGCCAGCAGGCCUGUGACCGGAGGCGCUCAGAGCCGGCCGAGCACCGGGUCGAACUUGGAUGACAUGUGGGACCUGUUGGCUCCCUUCUCACUCCGCGACCAUGUCGGCAACUUGUUGCAACAGCCGUUGCCGACACGAGGAGAAGGAAUCAAAGACUAUUCGAAGGAGUGUUCUAUCGGUCCGUUGCCUGUGCCGCCGACCCACUUGAGUCACACUCCAUCAGAGAUGCAUGGUGCUUUUGCCUACACUGCACAGCUCCACAGAGCCGUUCUAGCCCAACAGGCUUCGGAACAGUGGCGUGGUGUUCCCAAGAACGACCAGACAGCUUUCAAUGAAGCACGAGUACAUAUGGGCCACAUGAUGCGCAAGUGA